AUGCCUGAAACUACAAAAACACUUCCAACAACUGCUGCUGUUGUUGAGACAACUACAACUUUGGUUUCCACAACUACAAACCAUCCUAAAACAACUACUGUAGAAACAGCAACACCACUUCCAAUAACAGAGACAACUACUACAGAGACAACAUCCUCAAACAUAGCACCCUCGUCAACAACUGAUAUAGCAACUAAAACUUCACUUGAAACAACAACAAUACUUUCAGCAACAACAAUUGGUGCAACAACAACAACUUUGGCUGCAAAAGUCCCCAGUGAAACUCAGGUCCUCAAUGUUAUCAACACUCUUCUGAAAUCCAGAGAUUCACAGCUUAACAAAUCAGUGCAGGUGCUGAAUUUCACCUAUAAGAAUAUCUCAGAGACCUCCUAUGCAAUCAUCUUUACAUUUAACCUGAUUAACAUUAGUAUACCAGAGGACCCUGAACUAAAGAACAACACCUAUCAGCACCUGCAGAAUGUUAUCAAUAAUGUGUUGAACACACUUCUGAAUGAACCUGGCAGUCAGGUUUUUGAAGCCAAGUUCUCCAAAUUCACUAUUGGGAAGGUGGUUAUUUACAUUCGGCUCAUAUUUAUCGCACGGGGCCCUGUACCAAGUGAGGCUAAAAUAUUACAGUUGGCUACCAAUCUGCUGGCCGCACGUCUCAGAACUAAACGAGAACUAAGGGCACAAAGCUUGGGUUCCCCUGUGAGCUUUGUGAAUAUUACUUACACAAAAAUUUCUGAUACGUCAUAUGCCCUGAAUUUUGGAUUUGAAAUCAACAAUGUUACCAUGUCUGAGAAACUUGAACUCAGGGAUUCCACAUAUAAAUCAAUCCAGGACUCUAUAAAUAAAUUGCUGAAUGAGAUCCUAACUGAGCCCACUGCCACUCCAUUUGUGUUCAAAGAUGUCAAUUUCACGGGUAAUUCCACCACUAUUCAGGCUGAUGUACACUACGUUUUCUCAGAAAGCGACAUCCAGAAACCCAGUUCCUUUCUCUAUGCACUCAUUGUGGUUAAUAAUGAGACUAUUACCACAACUACACCUGCUGCAACAAGAACCACCUUGUAUUCCACAGUGCUGAGCACUACAAUCACAAAUAACAGCACUAGUGCAGCAUGGGUUGUGGCCAUCAUUGUCCCCUGUGCUAUUGCCAUCAUCCUCAUACCUUGCUGGAUUCUCCUUUGUUGUUUGCUCUGUGGUUGCUGUGCAGCAUUAAGAAGACGGUGGUCCAGAAGACGGUCAUACAAUGUACAAUACACCACUCGAAACAGCCUUUUCUAG
Molecule: messenger RNA, 1284 nt
Organism: Sinocyclocheilus rhinocerous
Lineage: Eukaryota; Metazoa; Chordata; Actinopteri; Cypriniformes; Cyprinidae
Product: mucin-3A-like
Exons: 11
Coding region: 1-1284 (427 amino acids)
Source: RefSeq, a predicted model, not a curated record